UGCUAAACGAUGCUCGAAAUGAACUAUAUCAAAACCGAACUGUGCCCCCUUGUCUAUCUUGCGCAGGGAUAAAAAGUCAAAAUCACGCCCCACUUAACACGGUUAGUGGUCAAAUCAAAUCUAACAGAAGGGCCAUUAAAAAAAGCAAAGGUGUAUUUCGGACAAAAUACAUAACUUCAAAACUUGCUCAAAGAAAUAAUAUUCUCCCCUUACAAAAAUAGCUCGAUCCAGAAAGAACCCACAGAUUUGUCUGGCAAACAAGGCCGGUGGCACUAAUCUGAAAUCCCGACCAAUCAAUCACAGGUGGCACGUGUGCCUAGAUCAAAGAAGCUUCGGUUGAAUGAAGCCCUACGCUACGCAUACGGACCAUAUGGGGGCAGGCAGGACACGACAGGCGAUAGUAUAGGGUUCUGCUGCAGGGUGAUCCUCUUCGACGAGCUACUCGCUGGACAUCCAUUGAACUUGUAGCGUCAGCAGUACGGCCUGAUCAUUUCCUGGCGACGAGCGAGGAAUGUACGCUGCACCUUUCAUCUCCACGCCGUAACCGUACCUACCAUUGGCCCCUACCGUCGUCAGCGGCGCCGUUGCAAGCCAAACGUGCUACGGCACGCAGGGUGCGUCCGGUCCGCUCGUCUUGGCCUCUAGUAGCUCCGCCGCCGCCGGACCUCAGGCGACCCCGCUGCAUGCACUGGGCUUGCACUGCACCGCACCAGUGGCUCCAGCUCCGGUGAGUGAUGAUGAGGGAGCAGCAGCUACUGAACCGGGUACCGGAAGGGGCCCUUCAGCUGGGCGUGGACGGCGGACGCGACGUCCACGCCGUCACACGCACGCGCCGCGGGCUCGGAUGCUGACUGACGCACGCCCUCUCCUGGAAAAUAUCCCCGGCCUGAGUGCGAGCCGCAAGUUGCCCCUCUUGCUGCUUGCUUCCCCCCGAUUCCUGGUGCAGAUGCAGCGCACGGUCGGGCGCCUGCCAUGCCAUGCCAAUGCCACCCUAUCGCUGCCCCGGCGCCGCGCGCCUAUAAGUAGCGCGCAUGCGCCGGCCGGUGCAGCAGCAACCACAGCACGGUUCGAGCUCGCGGCGACUCGAUCGGGGACAGACAGACAGACAGACAGGCAGGCAGUCAGCAAGUCGUGGGCGGGGGUUGCAAACUUGCAGGUUAAUUUCGUCCUCGACCUCGAACGUUGGUUGGUUGUGUUGCGAUGGCCGGACGCGGAGGAGGAGGAGGAGGCAGCAAGAGCAGCAGCCUGUACGCGGUGCUGGGCGUGGCCAGCGACUGCUCCGACGCCGACCUGCGCAGCGCCUACCGCAAGCUCGCCAUGAAAUGGCACCCGGACAAGUGCGCUGGGAGCUCCGCCGGCAGCGCCGACGCGGCCAAGGCCAGGUUUCAGAAGAUCCAGGGAGCCUACGCCGUUCUGUCGGACCCCAACAAGAGGAUCCUGUAUGACGUCGGGGCCUACGAUGGCGAAGGCGACGAUGACGGCGCCGGGGAGAUCCUCGGAGAUAUUCUGGAGGCCAUGAGCCAGGCAGGCCCUGCCGACAACGGCGAGGGGGAGAGCCUGGAGGACCUGCAGCGGCAGUUCGAGGAGCUGUUCCUGAGGCCGUCGCCGUCGUCCUUCUCGCCGGUGGGUAUCCGCUGUCUGCUCUGCUUCCUUGGGUCGACUCGGCAUUCUCGUCGGCGUAGAUGCUCCUGGACCUGGGCUGGGCCACGCCUGCUCCUGGCCAGGCCAGGCGACGGUGACAGGCCGGGUCCGUCCGGCCGUCAACCUCCCGCUCCGCGUCGCUUUCCGGCGUAUGGCCCCCCGGCCUCCUGUCGGGCGGCGGCGUCGUUUGCGUCGUGCUAAUUGCGUGGGCCACAUGAUCGACCGCCAGGGUUUGAGACUUUGAGUUUGAGAUGAGUGGCUCCAGAACAGGGCUCUUCCUGUCCAUUGUUAAUCAUUUGUAGAAUUCCUUCUGACGUUUACCCACUGUGUAAAAGGGAAAAUACCCGGUACGGUUAUUCUUUCUGCAAUUGCUGGGUUUAAUGUUUAACCAUGCGUGUUUCUUCUUGAUGGCAGCAGAACGAUGCAGCUGGGAAGUCGGCGUCCAAGAGGAGGCCUGCUGGGAGGAAGUAGGCUGCGGCGUAUAAAGUAAAGCCGCAUUGUAGCUCGAUCGGCCUGAAACAGAUAAGCUACGAGGUACCGAUACCGGGCCAGGACAGUGACCUGCGACUGCGAGGCUGCUGCUGCCAGUCCUGGACACUGAAGUUCAUGCUCCGAGUUGCAGCUACUACUGUAGAUCGGUAUUGGCCAAAUUGGUAUCAUAAGAUAAGAUGGCCACAUACAGCAACAUCUUAAUUUUUUUUUCUAUAUUUAAUGCUCAAUACAUGUGCCGUAAGAAUCUUGAUUAUUUUUAGUUUGUUCA
This is a messenger RNA of Sorghum bicolor (sorghum), 2401 nucleotides long. RefSeq names its product chaperone protein DnaJ. Lineage: Eukaryota; Viridiplantae; Streptophyta; Magnoliopsida; Poales; Poaceae. Bases 1201 to 1842 code for a protein of 213 amino acids. The transcript is spliced from 5 exons. The record is from RefSeq and is a predicted model, not a curated record.